UGCUGGAAAAUCGAUCAACCUUACUCAAACUGGUUUUUCUGACUUGGCUUCUUGGAUUGAAUUUAGUAAUUCCAAUACAAUAAGCCAGUAAAAACCAGCCAAUACAAGUUACAACAACCGCGUUCUGGCCAAAAGUCCGUACGUAACACGGUUUAUUUUCUAACACAAAAUCUGCACCGUCCAAGCUCUCCAUCAAAUCCGCGUCAAAAUCCAACGGCCAUUUAUUUACCAAACCCUCCACGGUCAAAAAUUACUCCAAUAAAAUGCCCUCCCUCUUCUCACCUAAACCCAUCCUUCGCUUGGUAGUUUGCUUCUUAAACCCUCCUCACUUUUCUCUCCGUCUACAAUGGCUCGAUCCAGCGCUGUCGUUUUGAUGCUAAUGGCUGUCCUCUUGGUGGCCUCAACAAGGGCACAAUCCCCUGCAUCUUCCCCAGCCAAGUCCCCUGCACUCUCUGCCAAACAAGCCUCUGCUCCUUCUCCUUUGAGCACUCCACCGGCUGCCUCACCUUCUCCUUUGAGCGUUUCACAUUCUCCUUCGGGCACUCCACCCUCGGCUGCUCCUUCUACAUCUCCCGUCGCAGACUCUCCACCUUCUCCCCCAUCGUCUUCCCCUGCCGCCUCUCCCUCUUCUUCGGUCUCGGGAUCCCCCUCGGAAGCUCCUGCACCGAACGGCGCCGUUUCGAAUAGGUUCUCCGUCCCGGGAUUUGUGGCCGUUGGUGUUUUCGCUGCCUCCUUGCUUAUGUAAAGAGGGGAAUCUCAGACCAUCUGUGGCAUGGAAGUUUUUUAUAUCCAUGAGAACUGCGGGGGCUUUAUGGGGUUUUAAUCAUUUGUGUUAUUGGGGA
Molecule: messenger RNA, 842 nt
Organism: Prunus avium (sweet cherry)
Lineage: Eukaryota; Viridiplantae; Streptophyta; Magnoliopsida; Rosales; Rosaceae
Source: RefSeq, a predicted model, not a curated record